GCCGCCGCCGCCGCCGCCGCCGCGCACGCCAUGGGAGCCGUGACUGAUGAUGAAGUCAUACGAAAGCGUCUCCUAAUUGAUGGAGAUGGGGCUGGAGAUGAUCGAAGAAUUAAUCUGCUAGUGAAGAGUUUCAUUAAAUGGUGCAACUCUGGAUCCCAGGAAGAGGGCUAUAGCCAGUACCAACGUAUGCUGAGCACACUGUCACAAUGUGAAUUUUCAAUGGGCAAAACCCUGCUGGUGUACGAUAUGAAUCUCAGAGAAAUGGAAAAUUAUGAAAAAAUUUACAAAGAAAUAGAAUGUAGCAUUGCUGGAGCACAUGAAAAAAUUGCUGAGUGCAAAAAGCAAAUUCUUCAAGCAAAACGAAUACGAAAAAAUCGCCAAGAAUAUGAUGCUUUAGCAAAAGUAAUCCAGCAUCACCCAGAUAGGCAUGAGACAUUAAAGGAACUAGAAGCUCUGGGAAAAGAAUUAGAGCAUCUUUCACAUAUUAAAGAAAGUGUUGAAGACAAGCUGGAAUUGAGGCGCAAACAAUUUCACGUUCUUCUUAGCACCAUCCAUGAACUUCAGCAAACACUGGAAAAUGAUGAAAAACUCUCAGAGGUAGAAGAUGCUCAAGAAACAAGCCUGGAAACAGAUCCUAAGCCAUAGACAGGCUAAUUCCCAAGAAUAUUGAACUAGCUACAUGAUCUUAGUGUGUUUAGAAGUUAUUAUGCUCUUGAAAUAUUUAAAAUUCCUGCAGUGAAAUCCUGUGCUUCUAAAAUUAAUGCACAUUUUAUUUGUAUUUCUUCACACAAAGGAAAAUGACUUCAGUAUAGAUUUGGUUUUAUGAAAAUUCCUUUUUUAUUCUUAAAAAGUAGGAAGCAACAGUACAAAAAUGUUUAAUAAA
This is a messenger RNA of Orycteropus afer afer, 883 nucleotides long. RefSeq names its product THO complex 7 (gene THOC7). The record is from RefSeq and is a predicted model, not a curated record. Gene Ontology annotation, biological process: mRNA export from nucleus; mRNA processing. NCBI's taxonomy places the organism in Eukaryota, Metazoa, Chordata, Mammalia, Tubulidentata, Orycteropodidae. Gene Ontology annotation, cellular component: THO complex part of transcription export complex.